This is a messenger RNA of Brienomyrus brachyistius, 1219 nucleotides long. RefSeq lists its product as uncharacterized. The record is from RefSeq and is a predicted model, not a curated record. NCBI's taxonomy places the organism in Eukaryota, Metazoa, Chordata, Actinopteri, Osteoglossiformes, Mormyridae. The transcript has 2 exons. Bases 232 to 768 code for a protein of 178 amino acids.
ACUGCAAUUAAGCAGCUUUUAAACAGGCCUCUAGCUUAAUGGGAGUUUGAUUAGUUAGACAACGUCGGUUAUUUUGACCCAUUCCCCAUAGAGGGCGCUGUGGCAUUUUAAAGACAUGAGUUUGGCUAGAGCGACCAGUAUGCGUUGCGUCCGACUGUAGUUUACGCCACAAAAUUUAAAUUUUGUCCACGAACUUGACCAUCGUUUAGCGUUCUUGCCAGACUUGCAUGCAUGACGAAAAGACGAGCGGAAAACGCCGUUACCUGCAAUGCCCCGUGUAAGCGAUUUAUCCGCUCGUGUGCCAAGAUCGAUACACCUUUGCCUGGCAGGGAUGUAGCCUGCGCAGUUACCGACACACCGCCGCUGCCCACCUUGCCAGGGAACCCCCGCAAAAGAUCCCUUGAGGAGCCAGGUCUGCAGAAGACGGCUCUGCCCCACAAGAAGUCGCCCGCGGACGCCGAAAGCUGCACGGGGGGGAAGUGCACGUUAGACAAUGGGCCGGAGAGAAGUUAUGGAAGAUUCGAGCAGAUGAGCGAUCCCGAGCCGGCUUCAGCAGCGACUCCUAAAAGGCGCAGAGAGGCAGAAGAGGUCCCCCAUAAAAUGUCAAAGUCCGAAGAAGGCUUUCCACCAGAGGAUGACCUCUCCACCUUCAACUCCUUCCAGUUCUGGAGGGUUCCUCUUCCCAGCCUGGACUUGUCAGACUUACAGAGUGAUGGCCAGGAAGCUGCCAGAAGCAUCUCAUCGGAGGCCGACUCCAUGGAAACGUGAAGAGCACUGCUGGCCUCUCAACUUCGCAUAUACUGUCGAACAUACAAGCAGUUUCGUUAACUUUAGUUCUUGUGCAGGUGACAUUCAUGUAACGCGGAACAAUCUUUUGAAUAACUAUCAAAGAAAUUACAACAGCGGUGCUUCUCCCUUCUCUAGUUCAUGGCAAGUCAAGGUUUGCUAGUUCAAAUGCCUAAUUAAGCAACAAUCAUGAUGUUAUAAAACUUUACCAAGUUGAUUUUAGUGAUAGAUUUUUAGAUUUUGUUUUAAUUUUGUUGUAAGAAUGGCCAUUACAUGGUGUGUUACAAAAUUGCUUAAACCAUGCUGUAGCAGUUUUGCAACUUCUUCAGGUUUGGUUGAUUGUGGAUUAAUUUUAUUCUUUGUUGUAAUGUAUAUAGUAACAUUGAUAACGUCUGUUUUUUAGAGAAGUUGAAAUAAAGCAGUUUUUUACAUA